Molecule: messenger RNA, 944 nt
Organism: Ilyonectria robusta
Lineage: Eukaryota; Fungi; Ascomycota; Sordariomycetes; Hypocreales; Nectriaceae
Exons: 1
Coding region: 138-464 (108 amino acids)
Source: RefSeq, a predicted model, not a curated record
GCAGAGAGCACGGAAGUUCUCGCCGGUCUUGGGGAUAAUGUUGUUGCAGAGGUUCGGACUGGCUCUUGACGGUGGAGGUGCAGGGUAUCUUUCCUUUCGACCAGCUGGAUUCCAACCUCCAGGUUGAGAUUCUUCGUAUGGUUCUGGUCUUCGACGGACAGGUGGUCCAUGCAAUUUCUCGCCUCGAUCCAUACUACCAGCCGAUAGUGGUACCUCUGAACUGCAGAGGGGAGAUAUCUCCGCUUCACCGGUUUUACGUGGGUAAGAGUAAGAUGAGCGUCACCUUUGCACAGAAGCCUGAAGACCUUCUUGCUCCCCUCUUAGUUUCAAAGAGAUGGAACUACAUCGGAGCCAACCUCUUUUACUCUGGGAACAAGUUUUGCUUCUCGUCCCGGGUGCGUGCGGAGGGUUGCGUCGAGUAUUGCGGGAUGGAUCUAGCUCGGUUGAGUGACGUCGGGUGCUAGAGCGGCGAAUUGAUUGUAGCAGGAAUGCUGAUGGAAAGCUCGACGGGAUUGGACCGAUUUCUGCGCACUGGUCUGCGCUGUGCAAGGGAUUGGACCGGGCUCGGUGAUGGGAGCGGCACAUAGAAGCGAGAGAGGUGUUGUUCCGAGUUGGGAAUGAAUAUUUUCGGUGGCGAGGCUGAGGGUCUUACGUCAGGCCUGCUAGCUCCUGUGGGUAUGCAGGGCCGGCAAUGUCCCAACGACAACGAUUAGAGCUAUUCGCAGAGUUCGAAUCUCUCCUCGGUUACAAUGACCUUGGCGCUCGCCUCUCAAGGGCCCAACAACGACGAUUGGAGUUAUUCGCAGGGUUCGAAUCUCUCCUUGGUUACAAUGACCUUGGCGCUCGCCUCUUUUGGAACGAUCUUGUCCGCUUGUUUCCGUCCCGGGCUCGGUGAUGGGAGCAGCACACAGAAGCGAGAGAGGUGUUAUUCCGAGUCGGGAAUG